AUUUGUUCAGCCCCUCACUUUAGUAUGUGCAUAGAGAGCGUUGUGGAUGAGAAUGCAAGAAAAUCAUCUGGUGGUCUUCAUGAUGCUGCUUGUUCUGCGUGUGAGAUGGCGGUUGUUUGGAUGCAGAACCAACUCAGCCGAAAUCAAACACAGGAUCAGAUACUAAACUACGUCAAUCAGCUUUGCGAUAAAAUGCCAAGCCCGAUGGGAAACUCUUCUGUUGGUUGCGGGGAUAUCUCCUCAUUACCUGUAGUGUCUUUUACUAUUGGUGGAAAAACUUUUAACCUUCGCCCAGAGGAGGAAAGCUCUAUUCAGAACAUGGAAGAAGUGCAGAAGCUUCCAGAUGAACAUUUUUCAUUAAGUGAACAUGUUUUUCUUUAAUGUAUAUUUGAAAAA
Messenger RNA from Vigna umbellata (rice bean), 396 nucleotides. NCBI's taxonomy places the organism in Eukaryota, Viridiplantae, Streptophyta, Magnoliopsida, Fabales, Fabaceae. The record is from RefSeq and is a predicted model, not a curated record.